UUAACGCGGCGGCAAAAUUCAAGUUCCAAACUUUACUUUUCAUCCCCAGCAUUUUGCUAUAAGUAACACAGUUCACAAAAAAUCCAGUCAUAUUGAUCUUCAAUCUACGCAACUUCAAAAACUUCGGAAAUUAUUGGAAGACUGGAAACAAACCCAUCGCUCGUUUCAUCUUCUUGGUUAAAAUCUACUCCAAAUUUAGCAACUUUUGUAUCAGAAACGGUUACAGUGGCAAGGAUUUUAACAUGGGUUUAGGUGGAGGUUCUAAUGUGGCAAAGGUCAAUCGCAGAGAAAGUGAGAGCCUUUCAAGGAGCUAUAGCGGCGGCUGCACUUCGUUUCCGUCAAUAUCAGAGCCAAAGCCAGAGACUUUGGCAGGGCCUUGCUUAGUUUCGUGCACGACUUUCAAUAUUUUGGCUCCAAUCUAUAAACGACUCGAUCAACAGAAUCAAAGCCUUCGAGAGAGCGACUACAGGGAGUUUUGGGUGGCCAGGAACCAGAGGAUUUUGGAUUGGUUGCUCUAUGAAUCAUCUGCCAUUAUUUGUCUGCAGGAGUUCUGGGUUGGAAAUGAAGAAUUUGUGAAUAUGUACCUGGACAGGCUUGGUGAUGCAGGCUAUACUACCUUCAAGCUUGCCCGAACUAACAACCGGGGUGACGGUUUGCUGACUGCUGUGCGGAGGGAUUGCUUUAGUGUUCUAAACUAUCGAGAGUUGCAUUUUAAUGAUUUUGGAGAUCGUGUUGCUCAGCUGUUACAUGUUCAGUUAGCUUCCACAUUUUCACAAAACCAGAGAGGAAACGUUCAGCAAGAAAUGCUAAUUGUGAAUACUCACUUGUUAUUUCCUCACGAUUCCAGUCUCUCUAUAGUGCGAUUGCAUCAGGUUUACAAAAUUUUGCAAUUUGUGGAGUCAUAUCAGAAUGAAAACAAGCUAAACCCGAUGCCCAUCGUACUCUGUGGUGACUGGAAUGGAAGUAAACGUGGCCAUGUGUACAAAUUCCUUAGAUCGCAGGGGUUUGAAUCAACAUAUGAUGCUGCUCAUCAAUAUACUGAUGCGGAUGCUCACAAGUGGGUUAGCCACCGUAAUCAUAGGGGAAACAUCUGCGGUGUUGACUUCAUUUGGCUUUGUAAUCCCAAUAAGUCACGAAAACCACUAAAGACUAGUUGGUGCGAAGCUGUUUUUGGAAUAUUACGGCGCCAGCUCCGAAAAGCUUCGAUGGCUGAAAAUGAUGCAUUUGCCAUUCUAAAGGGUGAUAGUGAUGGUGAUUUUAUUACGACCUCAGCUUUCUGCGAAGGACUACAUCAGGUUAACUUAAUUGGUCAUCCUACGGGACUAGGUUUCCAGGAGACGAGGGAUCUCUGGAUCCAAGCAGAUGCCGACGCAAAUGGUUUCCUUGAUUACGAAGAAUUUAAGAGUAGAAUCUGGAGUUCGACAGCGUCAGAGGAAAUGGAAAGCCUUAACGUUAGUAGAGAGGAGUCCAAACGAGGCACGCAGGGCGCCCUCGGCUUCAAUGUGAAGAAUGCAGUUCUAUACCCCCGUGAGGCGGAGAAGGGAAUAUGGCCCGAUGAUUACACUCUCUCUGACCAUGCUGGACUAUCGGUUGUACUUUCACCAGAAAGGAUGUGGUGUUGCCAGUCGUAAACCGCACUUAACGACGCACGCGUGGGCGAACAUAAGUGGAGCAGAAAGGAAUGUGCAUAAUCUGUAGGAAAUGUGUACAGCCAACAGAGGAAAAGUCCCUUCUGGGGUACUUGUGUAGGUUUGAUAGUUUUUUUCUGGUUUAUAUUCUUCAUUGUUUUAAUUGCUUCUCCCUAGCCCUGCCCAAAUUAUUUUUUACCUGAGAAAUGCUAAGGAGAAGUAGACUCUCGAUGGACUA
Pyrus x bretschneideri (Chinese white pear) is the source of this 1866-nucleotide messenger RNA. RefSeq lists its product as uncharacterized. The coding region runs from base 243 to 1631 and encodes 462 amino acids. NCBI's taxonomy places the organism in Eukaryota, Viridiplantae, Streptophyta, Magnoliopsida, Rosales, Rosaceae. Gene Ontology annotation, molecular function: 3'-5'-RNA exonuclease activity. The transcript has 11 exons. The record is from RefSeq and is a predicted model, not a curated record.